AUGGGCAUCAGCUGGUAUCUCUACCUUCUGUUUUUGGCCUUGUAUGUUUUCACAAAACACUUCCUGAACAAAACCCAAAAUUUCCCACCAAGUCCUUUUCCUUGUCUACCCAUCAUUGGCCACUUCUACCUUCUGAAAAAGACCUUGCACAGAACUCUGUCUCAAAUUUCAAACAGAAAUGGAGACAUAGUACUCCUCCAAUUCGGAUCCCGUCCAGUUCUUGUGGUCUCAUCCCCGUCUGCUGCCGAAGAAUGCUUUGCAAGAAACGACAUCAUUUUCGCCAACCGCCCUGGCUUGCUUAUAGGAAAACACUUAGGUUACAACCACACUAGCCUAGUCUUGGCCUCAUACGGAGAAAAUUGGCGAAACCUUAGAGGAAUCGCAUCUAUUGAGAUUUUAUCAGCUACCCGCCUCCAGAUGUUGGCUAGCAUACGCAACGAUGAGGUGAAGUCAUUGAUUCGCAAGUUCUUGGAUCAUCAAAACCAGUCUGUUGAAAUGAGAACAGCGUUCUUUGAGUUAACUCUCAAUGUGAUGAUGGGGAUGUUAGCAGGAAAAAGGUACUAUGGAGAGAACUUGGAGGAUGUGGAGGAAGCUAGACGGUUUGGAGAGAUACAUGUGGAGACAUUCAAGCUAAUUGCCAAAAUAAAUAUUGGAGACUUUUUGCCUUGGGUCAAGUCUAUAGAUUUUGAAAAGAAGUUGAUAGAGUGUCGAAACAAGAGAGACAAGUUCAUGCAGGAUUUGAUAGAACAACAAAGAAGAAGAAUGAUGAAUAAUUGUGAUGCAACAAGGAAAAAGACAAUGAUUGAGGUUUUUUUAUCGCUGCAAGAGUCAGAACCUGAGUAUUACUCGGAUCAGAUUAUUAGAGCCCUCGUACUAGUUCUGUUGUUGGCAGGAACAGAUACUACAGUCAAUGCAAUGGAGUGGGCAUUUUCACUUUUGCUUAACCACCCUGAAGUACUUAAAAAGGCUAAAGCGGAAAUAGAUAAUAGAGUGGGAUAUCACCGUCUAAUUGAUGAGUCCGACCUAGCCCAACUUCCUUACCUCCAUUGCAUCAUCAAUGAAACAUUGCGCAUGUACCCAUCGGCGCCGCUACUACUACCCCAUGAAUCAUCCAAUGAGUGCUUGCUAGGGGGUUUUCAUAUUCCACGUGGCACGACCCUAUUAGUGAAUAUGUGGGCCAUACAAAAUGAUCCUAAGAUUUGGGUGGAUCCGACAAGAUUCUUUCCAGAGAGGCUUGAAGGGCUAGAGGGCACGAGAGAUGGUUUUAGGUUGAUGCCAUUUGGGUCAGGAAGAAGGGGGUGUCCUGGAGAAAACCUGGGACUAAGAAUGGUUGGAUUAACAUUGGGGUCAUUGAUUCAGUGCUUUGAGUGGUCUAGGAUUGGUAAGGAGCUGGUGAACAUGAGGGAAGGAGCAGGCUUCACCAUGCGCAAGGCUCAGCCACUGGAAGCUAAAUGCACGCCAUGCCCAACCAUGCUACAUUUCUCAAACUUGAUCCGAGUUGGCCACUUGACCCUAAGAUGA
Messenger RNA from Durio zibethinus, 1521 nucleotides. Lineage: Eukaryota; Viridiplantae; Streptophyta; Magnoliopsida; Malvales; Malvaceae. The record is from RefSeq and is a predicted model, not a curated record.